AUGUUUUCUUCUUCUCUGGUCUCAUGGUUACAAGGUAGCUGACGUCUUGUGUAGGCCUACCUACACCUUUUCGAUUAUUUUCUAUUCUAUUCUAGGUAUACCAUUUUAUCAAGUUACGUAAACAUGUUAUUGUUUUGAUUACUUAAAAAUAAAACAUUGUAUUGGAUUCUAUUUCAAGACUCUAUAUAUUAAAUAUAUUCACGAUUUCAGUAACCUAUGUUUGCCCCUCUGGAUUAUUGAAACAUGUCACACUCCCACCAUGCAAGAUAUAACAUUUUUCAUCUCAGUCUUCUCAUUAACUUCUAGAGUGGCAGGAAGAGAGGUUACGGAGCGGUCAGUAUGGUAAUGGCGAGGCAGGCGAGCACAAGAAAUCGUUGGGGACAAAAUAAACGUAUAUUUCAUCUGUGCUGUCACGCGGUCGCUCGCUUUUUACCCGAAGUGCACGUGUUUUGCCUGAAUAAUCAUAGUUUAGAGAAGUUACCUCAAAGGCAGGGUUUUGAUUGAAUCUGAUAGAGAAAAACAUAUUAGGCAGGAGACUCUAUUCGUGUGUGUGUGCUUGUACGUGUACGUGUGUGAGAGCGAUAGAGGGAGAGAGAGAGAGGUUUUCACCUAACCGAAUUCUUCCAGUUGGAGCUCUUCUUCUCAGGCUGCAAUGGAAAAGACUCAUUAGUUGUCUAUAUGUACCCUGUAGAACCGAAUUUGUGUUAAUAGAUAACAAUCGCAAGUACGUCUCUACAGGAAUACAUGGGCUACUGAAAUCCCACGUAUGUCAAGAUAAUCGCCUGGUCAACCCUCGCCUCUAUCCAGUAGGUUAUAGCUGCAUGCAGUGUUAGCUGGAAUAAUAGGGCACGAAUAGCAGACAUCUCAGAAGAAGUCUGUGUGCAGCAUACACAGUAUCUGUUCAACCUCCACAUAAGUAGCCUAGGCAUUGUCAGGACGUCCAUAGGUCUAUAUUGGGUACAGUAGGCUAUCUGGAAGCAAAGGGCUACUACGAGUAGUCGGCCCGUACCAGUAAACAUGUUAAAAACCAGCCAUCGUUUAAAGCGGACUGAUUUACUGCGUUUUAUAGCCCUAUAAAACGCCUCAAACAUCGCUGCCAAAAGUAAUUGAAAUGGCGGGCGCGGUCUACACAUAAACAAACCAUAAACAUCUUCCCUGUUAUGUCAUUUUCACCUGCUCAUAUAAGACGUAUUAUAACCCGUGUUAAUAUAAUCGUAUUAUAAUCCAUCCCUAGUAUGUACUAGGCCCUGCAUGUAUAAUAUAUUUAUUUUAUUUCAAUAUUGAAUAUGAUCAUUAUUAACUCCAUUGACUCACAAAGGUCCCAUUGAUUAUGUAGGUCUACUGUCCUGUGGUUUGUGGUGUCGUGCAUAAUUGAAGGCAUGGAAUGACAGCCACUGACAAACUUAGCCAGCAGUUAAUGACAGUAUAAUAGUACCUGUAACGCGUCUGUGGCAACGGAUAGUUUACCAGACAUCAUUGACAGCUUAUCUGCAAUGAUUUACUGUGCUGAACACAACAGUGGAUAGAGUUUGUAAUGGACUUACUCCCCCAUCUAGGUCUAACAUCAAAUGAAUAACCGUACACGUGCACUUAGACAACCACUAGUUUUGAUGGAGAUAAACUUACGAUUGGACAAAACGGCCCUACGAGUCCUUUCAUGGCACGUAAAGCUGUUUUCAUCAACAUUGCAGCCUUAUAAAGAUUUGUAUUCAAAUGCAUACGUCUCUAAACAUGAAGAGAGAGACAGAGACCUCAAUGCAAUAUCCAAUAAUGACAGUGAUAUAAACAUUAGAGAUAUACCAUCGUUAAAGAAUAUUUGCCUUCCCUUGUGUCCAUUGCACAAGAUAGCAAAGUAGGCCUAUUUGACAACUAUGAAUGCAUUUGAAAAGUAUUAGUUCAUUUGAAAAGUAUUAAUGCAUUUGACAAGUAUUAAUGCAUUUGAAAAGUAUUUGGAAUGCUAUGUUUGAAAAGUCUUUCAGAAUAUUUACGAAGUAAAGUAUUGCCACAGUUUUGAAAGUUCUCAAAUGCAAAGCAAAAUACUUAUUGUGUGGUUACUUCACUGAUACGGUGCCCAUUUGGUGUCCACAUUCUUCUCAUAUGAGCCAAGCUCAAUAUGAGCCAAGCUAGUUUAAAAAAAAAUGCAUAAUUCGAACUGCUAUGUGAAAGCGAAUUUUACGCUUGUUUUUAAAAAAAAAUCGAUUUAGGAUUUGGCCAACAUUUCGUGUUGGAUUAUUUUAUAUUUGAGAAGGCAGCAUCAGAAUAUUCUUAGAGUGGGCCACAGGCCAACUUUCUGUGAUUUAGGCAGGCCUAGUCAUUCUACUGUCUUAUUGGUUAUUAUUAUUACUAUUAACAGGCUAUUUCUACCUCUGAAAAAAUGAUUAUAAUAAUAGAACAAUAACGACACUGUGUAAUUCACAUAAGAAGUGUUUGUGUUGCAAUUUUUGCUGCAAUAUCAAUGGCCUUGGUAACACAACAAGGGAGUGGGAGAGAGAGAGAGAAAUUAAAAUUGAAUUGAAGGAGAGAGAAAUUGAAUUGAAUUUAGAGAGAGAGAGAGAGAGAGAGAGAGAGAGAGAGAGAUUACGCACACAAUGGCGACCGAAGGUAUGUUUCAAAACCUUUGGUUCCUUAUCCGGGGACUAGCUCUGACUCUGCCAUUGGGCCGUGGGGUCACGUGGUAAAACUAACUUUACAGGGCUGCUCGCAAGUAGGAGGGCUAUAUGGAGCAGAAAAACGACAAAGCUAGAAAAAUAAAUUUCCACUGCAGAAAUUAAUGAUCAUGAGCUCGUAUUUGAUGGACUCUACCUACAUUGAUCCGAAAUUUCCUCCAUGCGAGGAAUAUUCACAAAACAGCUACAUCCCCGAGCACAGCCCCGAAUAUUACAGCCGCGCCAGGAACCCUGGCUCUGGCUACCAGCAUCACCAUCAGGAGUUAUACCCUCCGCGGGCGAGCUACCAAGAGCGCCAAUAUAAUUGUGCAAGCAUCCCUGAACCUGACACGCAAAGGGGACAUGGACUACCCCAUUCUGCGCACCUGCUUGCAGGGAAAGGGCAGCCAGCCUCAUGUGAGACCCCACAGUUACCCAUGUCCCCCUCCACUCCACCAGCUGCAUCCUCCGCCUGCAACCAAGCUACACCGGAGCACCCAAACAGCUCAGCCUCCUCCAAGCAGCCCGUGGUAUACCCAUGGAUGAAGAAAAUUCACGUCAGCACCGCGAACCCGAAUUACAAUGGACCGGAUUCCAAGCGGUCUAGGACAGCUUACACUCGACAGCAGGUCUUAGAAUUGGAGAAGGAAUUCCACUAUAAUCGCUAUUUAACUCGGCGGAGGCGCAUCGAGAUAGCCCAUACCUUGGUUCUCUCCGAACGACAAAUCAAGAUUUGGUUUCAGAACCGCAGGAUGAAGUGGAAAAAAGACCAUAGGCUUCCUAACACCAAAGUGAGAUCCUCCACCACGGGCAUAUCCUCCGGGUCCAACACAACCUCAUCAGCCGGCGUUGUCGCCACUUCCUCGGCCACUGGUAGCAUUACUCCCGAUGAACUGUCCGGAGUAGAGGAUGGCGAGGAUAUUACAAGGUUAUAAGGCGAAGAGAAAACCACUUCAAGAAGGGGGAUAGAGAAUGACUAAUUAUUUAUAGUAUAUUAUAUAUUUUGUUUUCGUAGGUAUUUGUGCGGUUUCAUUUAAAUCCAAAGUUAUAUAAAAUGCAUGUUAUAUAGCAUGGAUUUAUACGAAUACUGAUGGGUUAUUUUUACGUGACACAGGGUUUAAGUUAUUUAAUGCUGGAUCAAGAUGAUGCUUUUUUAUCAGAAAAAUGUUUUGAAUGAAGGAAAAUAAUGUACAUUUUAUCUAAAUGUUAUUGUGAGCCAUUUGUUUGCCCUACGGCCCAAGUUGAAAUGCACAAUCUAUUUAUUUCAAGCUCAACACUGGAAGAAUAUCAUUAUUAGGCAAUCAUAGUUAUUUUUGGUAAAAAUGCUGGAACGUACCGAUGGAACAUUGAUCUUGAACGCAUAUGUUUAGGAUUAUAACAAGGUGAAUUAGCUCCUUGCUUUCAAAGACAGGAUUUUUAAUUACAAUCUAGUUUGUGGUGUGUUUAGCAGAUUAUUGUGAAAUGCAAUACACAGAGUUUAGUGUAUUUGUGAUAAUCAUAUUGGUCAAUAAAACAGUGAGUGUACUAGUUUUAUGCACGUAUGGGUCGAUUCAUUCAUGGCCAACAGAGUGCCUAUUGUUUUGGUGACUGUGGCUAUUGAUGUGGUGGCCGUUAUAUAAAAAUAGUAUAGUCACAAUUUACCAAGUUCUUUAUUGAUGGUUCAGCCUAACAAUGCAUUAUUUGUUUGGCAAUGUUUAGUUUUAAAUUGUUUAGCCUAUGCAAAACAUGAUACUGACGAUUUCAAAUGUUCCUUUAGAAUCGUUCUCGAGGUAGGCACGCGUAUACAGAUCCACCGUUCAUAUUCCCCCCUAAUCCAAUAAUAAUCCAUAAUUCUACUCCAAAUAAAGGGUUAUAGCCUGGCUGCAUGCAUCAUAUUAUCCUCCAUGUAGCUCAUUAGUCUCAAGGACAUUCAAUUAACUUGGCAAGCCAUUCAACCAGGCCCUCAACCAUGCCACCUCAGAUUAUAGUGACUGGCUGGAGCCCUGCUUCCUGCUCAUUACUGAACAUAUAGCUCUGCACAUACCUUUCGGAAAUCAAUUUCAUAUUGCCAAAAUAUGACAGAUAAUCAGUUGUGUUGAUGGUAUAUGGGUUCCUAUUUAUUUAUUGUUUUGCCCCAAUUGCAGGUUGAUUCUGGAAGGUCUAAGGCCUUGAAGGACUAUAUCGUGGACUAUACAUGAGAAUAUAGCCUCCAAAAUAUUGUAUUCGGAUUAUAUCUACCAGCAAGACCUGUUGGCUCUUAAAAAUAUGCAUCCAGAUGAUGAAGAUGACCUUGUAUAAAACAAUAGUUUGGAUAAUAGUGUUUUAUAUGCAUGCACGUAGGCCUUCUCAAUAUGCAAUCAUUUGGACCCUAUAUACAAUGGAAUGUUAGUUGUAAGUUUGAGAUGUUUACCAAAUUGUCAUUCGUAUAAUAGUCUAUGUUUGUUGCGCCCUGAUACCUCCCCCGUCAAAGUGAAGAAUAUGCUUUUAAAAAGUGGCGCUUGAGGCAACGUCAUCGUCACCUCUGCUCUUGGUAAGUAUAGCCUAUACUGCUCAAGCAUCGUGGGGGGGGGUUCUAUAGGCCUAUGGCAAUGUUGUGGACGUGUUGUCACCAUGCAACUGUAAUAAUACAUAGCAUAGUCAUAUUGCGCCUUUGAUCUUAUGUAGGCCCUAGCCACGAAACAGGACGUCCAAUUAACAGUUCUCCUAAACGAAUUUCAUUGUUUUUCUUAUUCUGCUCAAAAUGUUGUGCAAAAACAUGCAAUGUUUGAAAAGAGCGCAAUAGUUUGAUAGAUUAUUUAAACUGUGUGACUUGAAUAGAAAUGUUAAAACGGCUUGCUAGGUGGGGGGGCAAAGAGCACAAAGGGGAGAGGUAUUCUAAACCAUCAAUCUUAGCGCCGCAGAGUAAAGAAUUAUUUGGGCCUGAAUAUAUUAAUUUGGCAACAGCCUCUCUCAGAAAUAAACCCAAAUCGCUAACUAGUAAUUUUACGAAAUAAAACUAUCAGGGCCAAAAAGGAAACUUAACACCGUGACUUAGACAUGACUUUGGAAUGGCAGUUUGAACGCCUGUAAAUCCCUAAAACAUGCAGAAUUCCGGUAGCCUUUAUAUAGCUGCCUGGACAAUUGAUAUAAAUGAAUGUGUAGCUUCACCAAAGUCUCACCAUCCCUCCAAUCUCUUUCUAGAUCCUGUCGCCUCCAUGUAGCGAGGCUGAAAAGGUACUUUACUGAAGUUUGGGAUCAACCGCGAGAAGGCCGAGUUCAGUCGGAGGGCACAUUUUCUGUCCCAUUAGGUCCGUUUCAGCCGGGAUGGCCGACCUUUGCAACCCCCGGUGAUCUGACUGGGUCUCUAUACUUGUACCUUCUGUGUGUGCCCUGGUAGGUCGUCCCCGGUCCUUGCGUGGCCUCGUCAGGGCUCUGGACUUUCUUUGUGUGUUUUUCUACUUGAGGGGCCGGUAGAAAGGCACCUCUGAAUGUGUUGCUCUUUUGUUGCUCUCAGUGGUGACCCGAGAGUGCGGUGAACUGUCGGUCACUUCUCUUCCAUUGUGCGCCCUGUAGGACCUAGACCCUUUGUAGGACAUCCUACAAAUUUGAGGGACUUCCAAGCGGUUACUUCGGAGCUUAUGAUCCGUCUGCAUGUUAAGAAGAAAUAAACGCGUAUUGCUAUGCUGCCUGAAGAAUCGGAGCGGGUUCCUCGGGCGCCAUUAAGUUCCUUUCAGACUAUUGGAGGCGACUACUGGAGGAUAGCUGCACGUGACUUCACGGUUUAUCCAUCUGGUUAUAUUCAAUACAGUCUUACAUCUUAUUCAAAGUCAUUUCAGUUUGGUGUAAAGCUAUAUAUUUAUCAUGCGAAAGUGCAUUCCCUCCCAACUUUCAGGUCAUAUCCAUAGUUUUAUUUAUCAGAGUAAAUUUGAAGUGCAUCCUGCUAUAUCUGUGGACCACCACCAAUCCCCCAUAUGUCAUCUACAGAGCUACUACAACACUGCAGCCGAACCGGAUGGAUAUGGCACUGGACACAGCAGAGGCCACGCACCACAAUUCAGAGAGAACCCACUCCCUCGUCCUACUGUCACCUCUUCUGCUUGUGUCAGCUGCACUCUGUACCCGUCUGACCCGUUCUGAGGCACCCAUGACCCGGUGGAUACCCGCCAUGGUAAGGCAAAGCUCUCUUCAGAGGAAAGAGGUGCAUUCCAUCGACCCCUUUGCCUCUCACCAAGACAUCUCUUCCCCUGGAUGACAGAAACUCUGCAAAAAUGCAUUUUCAGAAUGUGGAGGGGAGUUAGGCCCCUGGUUUGAUCAACUCUUUAUCAUUUAUGUUAGUUCACAACUGUAUUACAUACAAUACUUUCCUCCUAGGUAGGUCGGAUAUCCAGGGGUAAACUGGGACUAAAACCCUGCACACAAUAAUAACAGGACUGUUGUAGCACGUGACACCGAAGGUGGGUGUUUCCAGCGGUGGUCUCAGUCUUUAAGUGAUGAGUUGAGUUGGCACGGCCAUGUGUAGAUUCUAUUCAUGCACGUGUCAGAUAUUUCCCCUCCUAGACUUUGUCUUUAGAAGGGGGGAAGAUGUAACACAACAUGUAACUAUCCCUUGUUAUGUCUCAGACACUUGCAGUACAGCAUUACUAUGAAAUGUUCAUUUUGUCAUUUCCCCACGGGAUUCAGUGUGCUGUCAUAACGAGGCUGGUGGUCUCCUAAGUAGAGGAAGAGAUGGAAAAAGAUACAGAGAUGGAGGGAGAGAGGGAGGGAGGCGAGAGCAAGAGCAAGAGCGUUCACCAGCACCCAGCUAGUGUUGCUAGAGAAGUAGUUCCACUUCAGGCCUUACCUGUGUCCACCCUGCAGGCUGGAGAUGGCUGCAGGCCUGAGGCUCACCGAUCGGCAGGAUCUGGUUCCAGAACCGACGCAUGAAACACAAGAAGGACCAUAAGGAGGACAGUGUCAUAGAGACUGAGACGCCAAACCAUCCUUCUCUACCACCACACACGUCGUCCUCCCUCAGCCCAAGGCUCUCUAUUGGUGUUGGGUACUCAGUUCUUGUCUGGUGAGAGCGCCUAGAUCUCCAACCCUCCUCUUCAUAGAUUAUGAUCGGACCCCUGCUCUGGUUGGUUUUAACAGUAGAAAUGACAGUGAAUGUCUUUGUGUUUCCUCCACGGACCUUCCCCAUCUCACCACCAUACCUGCACCUGUCUCUUACUGUUGUAGACAGCAGUUGUUUGUCCACAGGUCUCUCAGAACCUUCCUCAGGGCACAAUGAUGCACACCUAUCCUCUUAUGACAUCAGUGCACACUUCCAACGUCACGGCUGCCCCCUAGAAGCUCCUACUCACCUGUGAGACUAGACCGCAACCCUAACACUUAGAUUGUGAGUCGAAGGGCUCAAGUCAAUCAAACCAGCAUUGUAGACGUUACCUUUCAUUCAACGUUUUGAUAGCGGCUUCCUGAACAAGGCAUAAUUAUUACCUGUAGGGUAUCCUGAGUAUCCCUGGGACUAGGUUUCUAUUCCAAAGGAACAACUACUGCCCCCUCUGUUGCUAUUCCAUUAUACCUUGUGGCAGAUGUAACGCAUGAUGUACUGUACAUAGCAUACCAGUCAUCUUUUGGUUCUGCUGGUAUUACUGUACUGUUUUGCAUGAUGAAUGCAUGUUUUGAACACAUUAUUCAUUUAGUAUUUUCAUGUGUCAGAUAAUUGACUUGUGGUUGUCAUCUCUGUAAAUCGUAGAGAAAAUCAUAUGACUUUGCUAUAGUUGUAAGACGUUAUGUUCUGAUCGUGUAAGUAACAUCAUUUACUAGUCAUCAGUUUAGUAUUUUCCAGACCUCCUGUGUGAAAUACGUGUGGUUGUUGUAUCUGUAGAUCAGAGGGACAGGAAUUUGACUUUGGCUGUAGGUGUCAUGUGUUAGGUCUUGUUUCAUGUGUUCUUAUCAUGUUCAUAGCUGUUCAUAUGUGUAAGUUGUUUAGGCUAAGUGUGAAAACAGAAGCAAACAUAUGUUCAUACUGAAUGAAGUUCUAUUUUUGUUAUGUAUGUAUUUGCGUAAACUAAAAUAUGUUUUUGAUACUGUUCUUGAUUAUUUGAGAUGUUUAAUAAAUGCAUUUGUGUAAAAUCAA
Salmo salar (Atlantic salmon) is the source of this 8721-nucleotide messenger RNA. RefSeq names its product homeobox protein HoxC4ab (gene hoxc4ab). Gene Ontology annotation, cellular component: nucleus; nucleoplasm. Lineage: Eukaryota; Metazoa; Chordata; Actinopteri; Salmoniformes; Salmonidae. Gene Ontology annotation, molecular function: RNA polymerase II cis-regulatory region sequence-specific DNA binding; DNA-binding transcription factor activity, RNA polymerase II-specific. Gene Ontology annotation, biological process: anterior/posterior pattern specification; embryonic skeletal system morphogenesis; positive regulation of transcription by RNA polymerase II. The record is from RefSeq and is a predicted model, not a curated record.